This is a messenger RNA of Salvia splendens (bonfire salvia), 2067 nucleotides long. RefSeq lists its product as uncharacterized. Bases 745 to 1650 code for a protein of 301 amino acids. The transcript is spliced from 2 exons. The record is from RefSeq and is a predicted model, not a curated record. Lineage: Eukaryota; Viridiplantae; Streptophyta; Magnoliopsida; Lamiales; Lamiaceae.
CGUACACAAAAAUGGAUAUCGGAUGAGUAUAAUGGCUUUAAAAACAACCCCUUUACUUUUGUGUUGCUGGUCCAGUAGAUACAAUAAUACGAUCACAUGCAAGCAUUAACAAUUUCUUUGACAAGAAAUGCAACUUGUUCCAAAUCAUAAACACAGCUUUCUUAUCAGACUUCUCAUUAUGCAUCUAGCAGCAGGUUCAAACAAAAAGCAUUUAGAAUAGGUGCUCAAAGCUGAAUGAUUAUAGAGUGGCAAUUGCUUAAAGAACAGGGUAACCCUAAAUGUACUCAAUUUUAGGCUAAAUGAGAAGUGUUAAUAUAGUAUAUGAUUUCUAUCCCACAUCGGUUAUGUAACAUAGCCUAGCUUAGUUACUUGUAUAUAUAUGUGGCCUAUGUUUACUAAUGAAAAAUACACUACUACUUUCUCCAUUAUGUCUCUAUAUUUUACUGUUCUACAUGGUAUCAAAGCGGGUUCGAAUUCGUAGCUAGUUUUGUAAAAAAAAAAAAAAAAAAAACGAAAAUUAGGGUUUCGAAAAUUAGGGUUUUUUUUCUGCCUCCGCUGCUCCGGCUCCUGGCUCCUGCUCCGCUGCUCUGCAACUGUUAUCUGCCUGCAACCUUAUCUGGCUACUGUUCUACUCCUACUCCGUUGCUCUGCGCUAUCAUCUGCCUGCGCUGCUGUCCGCUACUUCUUUUUUAUUGACUUGCACUCUUGCCUACUGCUCUGCAUCGGAUUUACUCUCGUUUUAUCAUGUCUGAUUUUAGACCUCCAAUUGGAACCACCAUUAAGCUGAAUGGUUCCAACUAUAUGCUCUGGUCUCGUGCUUUUCUCCUAUUUUUGGGAUCACAGAAGAAGAAAAGCCAUGUUCAAACUGCCCCGCCUGCUACUACAGAUGCCAACUACGACACUUGGUGCGCCGAUGACUGCUCCGUCAUGACUUGGCUUCUCAAUAGCCUAGAAUCAGCCAUCAGUCAAAAUAUCAUGUGCUUGGAUAGUGCCAAAGCCAUGUGGGAUGCUCUACGGGAGAUGUUCUUCAAUGACAAAAACGUUUCUCGGGUAUUUGAAUUAUAUGAGAAACUUUUCUCUCAUACUCAGGAUACUCAGUCAGUCAAUGAUUACUUCUCUACCUUGAAAGGCCUUGCUGAUGAGAUCUUAGUUUAUCAUCCUCUUUCCUGUGAUGCCACAACAAGAGCAAAACAAUGGGAGGAAUUCAUGGUAGCAAAAUUUUUGUCAGGUCUUAAUGCUGAUCUCCAGCCACUUCGAGAUAGCUUAAUGGCUAGUGAUGACAUUCCAACGUUGUCUAAUGCGUUGUCUCGCGUUCUUCGUGUCUCCACCGGGCGUACGGAAUCCACCUCGUUUGAUAAUUCAGCUAUGUCUGCUCGCGGUCGAGGUUCGUAUGGUGGACGUGGCCGUGGACAGGGACGUGGCCGAGGUCGAGGACGAGGGUUUCAUGAUCGACUAUGUGAUCAUUGUGGUCGUUCGAAUCAUGAGUCUGAUAAGUGUUGGAAGAAGUUUGGCAAACCAGAUUGGGCUAAUAACAUUGAGUUUGCUGCGCCAAGUUCUUCAUCUACUACUACUGAUACCUCUACCUCUGUAGCUGCGUUUGCUGUGUCUCCUGGACCUGCAGACGAAGAGGACGAUUGGUGGAGGACAUGAGCGUGGCGGUCUGUACUACUUGGAUAAUGUUUCACCUGUCUCUCCUAGUGCUCUCUCUGCUGCUGUGUCUCCAUAUCAGUGGCAUUGUCGUCUUGGUCAUCCGUCUUCUGCUAGUCUUCGUAGUUUAGUUCCAGUUGCAUCUGUUGAUUUUAAUUGUGAAUCACGUGAGUUGGGCAAACACCAUCGCACUUCCUUUCCUUCUCGAGUCGAGACUCGUAGCUCUUCUAUUUUUGAUUUAGUUCAUUGUGAUGUUUGGGGUCCGAGUAGAAUUGAGUCCAGAGGGGGUUUCAAGUAUUUUCUAAUUCUUGUUGAUGAUUAUUCCCGUAUGUCAUGGUUGUAUUUGCUUAAACACAGAAGUGAAGUCCCUACUGUUCUAAAAUCUUUUUAUCAUGAAAUAAAGACCCAAUAUUCUGUUGA